UGUUGGAAUAAGUGGAAGGAGGUAGUGUCUACAUCAGCUGUAGUAAAGUCUGGUUUGAAGGCGAGAACAACUCAGAUGAGGCACUAACAAUUAAAACAGAGGUUUUCACAUUUUGAUGAUAAAAGUGUGAACGAACAUUUCUGUUUUUGUUUUAAAAUUAUAGUCGGCAUAAUGACAAGCGGCAAAGAACGACUUGAUGUUGGGGACUAUGAACAAGAUUCGGAUUCAGAGAAGACUGUGAUGGAAAACGAAAGUGUAGAAGACCGAUUAUCACCAAGAAUUCUACCAGCGUCACCAGAGUCACCGGACUAUGAGGACAGACUGACUGUACCGAUGGAUUUAAAAACACGGUCAAAUGUUGACAGCACCUCCGUAUUAACUAAUAAAGCGAAAUCCUCAUUCCUCAUAACAGACAUUCUCUCUAGUAGAAGUGAACAGAAGUACUCGAAAGACUAUAACAAGUCACAUACUUGUCUAGAUGUCAUCGGACGGCAGUGCACGAGUUGUAAUAUAGAACCUCCAAGAAAACUUUCAAGAGACAGUUUUCGGGAUACGGACUCCCCAUCUCAGGAAGAUUCCACAGAUGAACAAGAUGAAGAUUCCUCCGAUAAGAGACAAUGCUCCGCAGACGGGUCAUCAGUAUGCUCAAAACACAAAAAACCACGAAAAGCUAGAACAGCAUUCACAGACCAUCAACUGAAUUGUCUAGAGAAAAGUUUCGAGAGACACAAAUAUCUUAGUGUACAGGACCGAAUGGAACUGGCAGCUAAACUCAACCUGACGGAUACCCAGGUCAAAACCUGGUACCAGAAUAGAAGAACCAAGUGGAAAAGACAGACGUCGGUUGGUUUGGAACUUCUAGCAGAAGCCGGAAAUUACAACGCUUUCCAAAGACUCAUGCAUUCUAGCAAUUACUGGUCCCCCUAUCACCAGCAGGCCGCACGAAUGAUAUCGACACUCGAUUCCUAUUACUACCGGUCAGGAAGUUCCGCAGCACUACCUUCCCAACGUCCGAUGAUGCCGCGGAUGUAUAUUCCUGGAAUGAGUUCUUUGCCGUCUUGACCUGAACGUGAUAUCCAUCAUUCGACAGACAGUAUUCGUGUAAUCUAAAUAAUAUCAACAGGUACAUUGUCAAGAAAUAAGAAAAAAACUCUAAUAACUUAUUUAUUAUCAUUAUAAUGUUCUCGCACAUAAAAAUGAAAAAUAAGAGGCAUGUGUCUGUGUGAUAUUAAUAUAAGCAAUUGACAUAUAUAAAAGGAUAAAUAAAUUAAGUCUCCUUUCAAAGUAGUGGUUUUGUGGAAAUGUGGUAUGAUUCUGAUACGGUACGAAUCAAUACUUCAGACGCACUAUAAGUGUAGGAGGAAAAGGAAUGGUUUCCUCGGUAAUCGUGUUCACUAUUUUAUCGGGUUUAAACAUUAAACUCCAGUGUUGCCAGUAGAGUCAGACCUACAGAAGCUACAGAGGCUUGGUGAUGGUUUACACCAGGUGAUUAGGAUGGUAAAUAUCGAUCAACACAAUACAUGCCCAAGAUAUGCUGACAGAACAUUUCGAGAUAUUUGAGUGUAUAAUAUGGAUAACAGCGAGGUUUAAAUGACGCCAAAUUACUGUUGGCGGCAUCAGUAUUGAAUAUCUAAUAUUUUGUGAAACGGAAUUCGUUCGUAGAUAAUAAGAUGUUUAAUUUUCUUUAAAGAUGUAUGCAAUAGAUUGAUAUAUAAUUCGUACCUUUCCCAGAUAACAAUAUCAAGACUAUCUAACUUACAAUUUUGUUUAAUUACUUUCACAACUAUACCUGUCUUAAAGAUCAGAGUUUUCCUGAUGGAAGCUUAAGAAAAGACAUAAUUAGUAUAUACGUUUCUUACACGAUAGGAAUAAUUCAUUCUGCAUAUAAAAUGUAUUUAGAUGUUCAGUUUCAUGUGUUUAACAUGUAUGCAAAAUAACACUGUAUCAGUGGUGUCAUAUGGUAUUAUUUAUUUGCUCAAACAAAUUGAAAGCAAUAGGAGUGGGUACUGGGUAAAUGCCUAGAAUCAUCAUCAUCUACAUCGUCUCCUUUCUAAUGACUGCGAACUUCAUAAAAUGUUGUUGUAAUACUUGUAAAUAAAAUUCUUAAUUUAUUCA
Pecten maximus is the source of this 2115-nucleotide messenger RNA. Its product is annotated as barH-like 1 homeobox protein. Gene Ontology annotation, biological process: regulation of DNA-templated transcription. The record is from RefSeq and is a predicted model, not a curated record. The coding region runs from base 172 to 1062 and encodes 296 amino acids. NCBI's taxonomy places the organism in Eukaryota, Metazoa, Mollusca, Bivalvia, Pectinida, Pectinidae. Gene Ontology annotation, molecular function: DNA binding; DNA-binding transcription factor activity, RNA polymerase II-specific. The transcript is spliced from 3 exons.